CAAUAUUCGAUAUUCUAAGACGUAGACGUAAAUAAGUCAAGAUAAGAUGCUACUGCUUCUCACCGCUAUAGGACUGGCAGUGCUAUGGCUGUACACAAAAUGGCAAAAAACUAAAAAGUAUUGGGCGGACAGAAACGUGCCUUAUAUACCCCCACAUCCUCUACUUGGAAACUUAACUUUCCUUUUCAAGUUAAAUCCGGGCAUAUUCAUGAGGAACAUUUACAAUCCCGAGCAGCCCUACUUGGGCUUGUGGUGGUUCUGGCGGCCGGUGCUGUUUGUUAACUCGCCAGAGCUCGCGCGUCGCGUCCUCGUCAAGGAUUGCGCUGUCUUCAAGGACAGAUUCCUGAAUUCAGGGAAAAAGGAUCCCAUUGGAGGACUUAAUUUGUUCCUUGUUAACGAUCCGCUUUGGUCUUCAGUUAGAAAGCGUGUGUCGCCAUCAUUCACCGGUGCUAAACUGCGGCUCUUACACAAGCACUUCGUAGCCAAAUCCCGGGAACUUAUUAAAAGAAUCAAAAUUGAAAUGGAGAGCAAUCAUUGUGUAAACCUUAGGAUGAUGUUCACCGACUUCACGACUGACGUGGUCGGUGUGACGGCACUGGGCGUGCGCGGCGACGCCACGCUGACGGGACAGAGCCCCUUGCGUGACGUCACCAGGGACUUUAUGAAGUUCAACUAUCUCAGGAGCCUCGCUUGGACUUGUAUCUUCUUUUACCCGGAAUUAGUUGACGUUUUCGGGUUCUCAUUUUUCCCGAAAAGUGCAACGAAUUUCUUUAGAAAACUCUUCAAACAAAUCGUUAAGGAACGAGGUGGAUAUGACGUUGGUAUCGGACAAAAUAAAGACUUGCUCGAUGUAUUGAGAAGAAUUAAACAAGAUUGUGAUAAGAAUAAUGAAGAAAUGCCUGAAGAUUUAUUGAUAGCUCAAGCGGCGGCGAUGUUACAAGGCGGCUUCGACACGACGGGCACCGCGCUAACGUUCUGCACAUACGAACUUGCACAUAGCCCACACUGGCAGGAAAUAAUUUACAAUGAACUUCUUGAAUUUAGAGAUAAAAUGAUUAAUGGAGACGUGGAUGCGGAAGUCUUUCAAGAAAUGCCAUAUCUUAACGGAGCUUUGAAAGAAACUUUAAGAAAGUACAUGUCGAUGGGCUGGAUAGACAGAGUAGCAUCAACAGACUAUCAGAUUGAUGAGAAUCUCACAAUAAAAGCGGGAACCCCUGUCUACGUGAACGCCUGCGGAAUACACUACGAUCCACAAUAUUACCCGGACCCAGAGAAAUUCGAUCCUGAGAGAUUUUUACCUGAAAAUGAGAAAAACCUCAAGCCUUUUACGUACAUGCCUUUUGGUGAAGGUCCGAGAUUUUGUUUAGGCAAACGAUUUGGAACACAGAACGCUACCUGCGCCCUUGCCCAUAUUAUUCUGAACUAUAAAAUCGUGGCCAAACCAAAUUCACCUCUACCUCAGGAAGUUAAAAUUGAAAAGAAAAGUUUCUUUUACGUGCCAGGUGAAAAUCUCUACGUCAAUUUUGUACCGCGAGAUGACUAAAUCAAAUAUGUUGUUUUCUUUUGA
Papilio xuthus (Asian swallowtail) is the source of this 1567-nucleotide messenger RNA. Its product is annotated as cytochrome P450 6k1-like. The transcript is spliced from 10 exons. Lineage: Eukaryota; Metazoa; Arthropoda; Insecta; Lepidoptera; Papilionidae. Bases 47 to 1543 code for a protein of 498 amino acids. The record is from RefSeq and is a predicted model, not a curated record. Gene Ontology annotation, molecular function: monooxygenase activity; oxidoreductase activity, acting on paired donors, with incorporation or reduction of molecular oxygen; heme binding.